AUGUUUCAAAAUAAAAUAGAGUAAUCAAAAACAGCAUUCUUUUGGGAUGUAUUCAAAUGAUUUCAAACUUAGAUUUUAUUAGGCACUUAUUCGCCUUAACUACCACAUCCUUCAUUGAAUGAAAUAAAUAAAACAUCAGUUGACCAACCACAAUAUCGAACUUUAAAAAUGGAUAUCCCAAGGACUCGUUCUCAAUUACUUUAACCUCAAAUGCAUAUCAUUCUUGAAAAAAUAAUUAUAUUCUUUUGUUAAUAGGAAAAUAUAAGUUACAAAUAAGGGAUGAAUGAAAUAUUUGCUGUUGUAGCAGUCUUUAAUGAAAGUGGACUUUCAUGGGAAAAAGUAUAUGAAUAUUCUCGUAAAAUUAUUCUUGAUAACAAUUUCUUUAAAGAUGAAGAGUUCUUAUCAUUACAAGUGGCUUUUUAAUGGAUAAAUUUGUUACUUAAAUUUCAUGACUUCUAAUUAUAUGAUUAUUUGGAUAAAAAUUUACUUUCACCAGAACUAUAUGCAACACCUUGGUUAUUGACUCUAUUUGCAAAUAAAAUGUCUUUAGAAUGCACUUAUCUAUUUUGGGAAAUGCUUUAUAUUAAAAAAGAUUAAUUAAUGAUAUACUUUUUUGUGAUUGCUGUUCUCAUUUACUUUAGAUAGAAAUUACUAUCAAUUGAUUCUUCAUUAUUACCAUAAACUUUAAGUGGUAUUUAUAUAGAUAAUGCUGAAAUAGUUAAGAAUAUUUAUAAAAAGUAAAUAUUAUAAUUAUAAAUAGAGCAGUUGAUUUAAAACUAAAUACUCCAUCUUCUGCAUGUAUACCUUCAAAAAUAUUUGAUUUACCAAAAGAUGAAAUAAUAAUACUUAUGAAUUAUUAUUAACAACUUGAUUGUUUGACUCUUAAUUACACAGAAUCUCUUAAACUUGAGACUAAUUUAUGUCGAUUAUGUUCGAAUAAUGGAUGUGUUUAAUGUAGAGUUAUACGAAUGCCUCCUGAAAUGAAAUGCUUCAUCUAGACAAACAAACAUUUACAAGAAUUAGUUCAAUAUAUUGGAGGACCUAUUAAAUAAUAUAAGGUUGUAGAUAAAGUCUAAAAUUUAUAAAAUUAAAUUUAGAUAAUUAAAUAUUCUAAGUUUUAAUCUGAAUAAUAAAUUCAACAGAGUUAUAUUUGUUUUUAAUAAUAAUAAUAAUAGUAUUAAAAUACUGAAGAGGAUACUAUAAGUACAAGAUCUUAGAAUAGUUUUUAUAACUCUUAAAUUAUAGUUCCAUUUAAGUUCAAUAAAUUAUAAUUGUAAUAAUAAUUAUAAAAGUAACCAGAUGAUUAAUUUGAUUCUAUUCGAUCUUAAGACCAAUCAAACAUAUAAUAAUCUUCAUCAUAUAGAUAAUCAUCUAUUAUUGAAUCCAACAUUUUGUAAAAUAUACAUUUAAAUAAUACUUCACAAUUUGAAAUCUAACCACUUAUUCUAAAAAAAGAUUCAAGAACUAAUUCUUUAAAAUAAGAUCCAAUAAAAAGAUAUGAAAAUAAAGGAUUGUUUAAGAAAUUGAAUUUAGAAAUAAAUUAACUUUAUAAUAUCAAGUUUAAUAUUUUUAGAUGUAAAAUAAUUGGAACUUAAAAAUAAAGAAUACUUAUUAUAAAUUAAGGAUUCAUAUGUUUAAUAAAAGAAGAUAAAUCAAAUUAUUCGAAAUUAUAAGGAAUCUAAUAAUAAAAAUAAAAAUAAUCUUAAAAAACAGAAUAAUAAAGUCAAUAAAUUUCUAUUUAAUAUUUAUAUUAUAUGAUAUUUUUAAAAAGAAUCAGCAGCAAAAGAUUAAAUAGUAAUGUUAUCUCAUUUUAUUUUAAAUAACCAAUAUUAAAUGUAUAAUAUUAUAAGUAUUUUAGUCAUAGUAAAAUAUAAACCAUCAAUUUUUUAAUUUAUUUAAAGAAUUUCAUAUGAAUGUAGACAAUGAUUACAUUAAUGAAGCAAAAAAAAUGAUUAAGACAGAAUAUAAAAUAACACUUGAAAUGUUAAAUACAUAAGAAGCGUAAAAUUGUAUAGAAAUGGGUAAAUAAUAUUACAAACAAUGUUAAUUUUGA
Molecule: messenger RNA, 2053 nt
Organism: Paramecium primaurelia
Lineage: Eukaryota; Ciliophora; Oligohymenophorea; Peniculida; Parameciidae
Source: the annotation of a GenBank genome assembly